AUGCGCCGUGCCUCUACCCAGCGUCUUUUCUCCACCAGCCCCAUUGCACGACUCGCGGCUGCUGCUUCCCCUCAGGAAUCCACCACCGCUGGACCGUGGGCCGACCGACUCUCGGCUCCUCGCUUGAACCGCUACAUUGUCAUCGCCGAAGACUAUUCCGACGCCGGAGCCAACGCACGAAGAUUCGAGGUUCGCGAGCGACACCUCGAGCAAGCUCAAAACGGAAAGCGUGUCGGACGCAUCGAACUGGGAGGCGCUCUCCUUCGCAAGGACUUCUCCGAGAUUGACGAGGAGUUGGGUCCUGGACCACACAUGGCCGGCAGCGUGCUGGUCGUGCUAGCGGAGAGCAUUAAGGAUGUCAAGGACAGAGUCAUGAAGGAUGAGUACGUUCAGGGUAACGUGUGGGAUGUCGAGAAGAUCAAGAUCUUUCCCUUCAUGCAAGCUCCGUUGAAGAGCGUCGAAGCUGGUGCUGAUGCCGCGGCGGUGGAGGCAACCGAGCAACGGGUCGGAACUGCAAACGCGACUCUGGGCCAGUUGAGGCAGGACGCGGCGGCAGGCAAGGGUCCCAAGAUGGUCACACUCGGCGCGCUCAGGAGGCUCCACCAGAGUGCCAAGUCGUCGCAGUAG
Messenger RNA from Pseudozyma hubeiensis SY62, 627 nucleotides. RefSeq lists its product as hypothetical. Bases 1 to 627 code for a protein of 208 amino acids. The transcript has a single exon. The record is from RefSeq and is a predicted model, not a curated record. Lineage: Eukaryota; Fungi; Basidiomycota; Ustilaginomycetes; Ustilaginales; Ustilaginaceae.